Messenger RNA from Theobroma cacao (cacao), 1007 nucleotides. RefSeq names its product Adenine nucleotide alpha hydrolases-like superfamily protein. NCBI's taxonomy places the organism in Eukaryota, Viridiplantae, Streptophyta, Magnoliopsida, Malvales, Malvaceae. The record is from RefSeq and is a predicted model, not a curated record.
UUGUUAAUGGUUAACUUCCGGAUAAGCUCAUAACCAAAAUGACAACCUCAUAUUGCAUGCCAUUCUUUUUUCCGCAAUUCCAAACCUCUCUUUCUAGGUGGUGGUGGUUGUUUUUUCAUCUGUUUUGUUUUGCUGCUGCUGCGGUGGCCAUUGAUGGUGACUCCACCGGAACGGAAAGUAAUGGUGGUAGCUGACCCGACCCCCCACUCAGCGGCAGCCCUCCAAUAUGCUCUUUCCCAUGCAAUGCUAGAGCAAGACGAGCUGAUUCUUUUUCAUGUUGAGAACCCCAAUUCAUGGAAAAACACAUUCUCUACUUUCCUCAGGAAACCCAGUUUUUCUUCGGCUUCCACAGCUCCUUCCGCCACUGAAGGAGCUUCAACUGACAUAGAUUUUCUUGACCAAAUGAAACGUGCGUGUGAGAUUGCUCAGCCUAAUAUCCCUGUACGUAUAGAGAAAACCGACAUGGAUGGCAAGGACAAGGCUACCGUAAUUCUUUCCAAGUGCAAAGCUUUAGGAAUCGAUCUUCUCAUCAUAGGGCAGCGGCGGAGUCUCUCUUCAGCAAUACUUGGAUAUAAGCGAUCUAGCGGGUCAAUGAGAGGAGCAAAACUGAUAGACACAGCAGAUUAUUUGAUUGAGAACAGCCAAUGCACCUGUGUUGGAGUGCAGAAAAGGGGACAAAAUGGUGGUUAUGUCCUAAACACAAAGACCCAUAAAAAUUUUUGGCUCUUGGCAUAAUUGCACUUACAUUUAUUCACCAACCAUUGCAUUGGUCAUCAAUUUGCAAUCCCUUUGAUCACAAGAGCUAGCUAUAUCUUAUAAAUUUGCCAUAUUUAGUUGAUUUUUCAUUCAAUCCCUUCUUUUUCUUUUCUUCGCUUUAGUGAUGAAAUGUUCCAUAUGUAUGCUUUUCUUCAGUUUGAAUACAUAGAAACUGUAAAUAUUUGAAUUUGGAAAAUGACUUGCUUUUGCAGCCAUAUCCAGAAAAUGAGAUACAGCUGAAACCAAGGUCA